UGUACUUCACCAUUUCAGAACAGAGUACCCUCUUCGAAGCAAUAAUGAAACAUACACUUGUGAUUUUAAUUUCAUUGAUUUUCUUCAACCCAUUUCUGUUAUUAUCAGCAGGUGCAAACUCCGAUCAUGAACAGUGCAAGUCAUGGCUCGUCCAGUCCAUUCCUACCGACAUGCCCCAUCUCUCUCUCGUUCCCGGUGUUCUCGCCACUGGGGAUGUGUUUAGAUGGUUAGCUGGAAAUUCUUCACAUAAACUGGAUAUAAUGGCUCAGUACUGGCAGUUAAUAGCUCGUCCCGAUGACCCUCGGUCCGGAGAUUACGGAUACUCGAAAGAGAGUAUGCAGAAAUUUGGUUCUGGUGAUGGGUCCAGUGUGUAUAAAUCUAUUGAAGACGCCGCUGAUCGGAAUGUUAAUAUUCGGCUUUUGCAGCAUUCGGGAGUGUACCCUGAUUAUACCGAAGAACCCUCUAACCUUGCUUCGGGGAGGCCCAAUGUAAAGAAUGUAACGUUGUUGAUUAGUGAUUGGUUUGAGUCAGGGGUGCUACAUGCUAAAGUUUGGAUUUCAGAUUCUCGAGAUGUUUAUAUUGGGUCGGCUAAUAAUGACUGGAAAUCUCUUACUCAGGUGAAGGAAUUGGGAAUCUAUCUUGUUGAUUGUCCAGCUAUAGCAACAAAAGUUGAGACGUUCUAUAAUAACUUAUGGAAACUUGGUUUUUUAAAUCAUUCGACGUACACAACAAAGAUAUGGGAUGAGCAAUGGCAGAUCCGUAGAACAGUACCUUGUUGGUCACAUUUUAUACCAUCUAAAGGAAGGUGCAGCUCCCCUCUUCCUCAUUAUGUAGAGGUUCCUCACACAAUUGGCUAUCCAAUGCUAACGGAUCCUUCAACUUUUCAUAUACCAAUUCAGACGCCUGGAUUCAACUAUUCGAAUUCACAGCCUUUGUUAAGCUAUUUAUCCUUUGCUCCACCAGAGAUCUCGUUUGGGAAGUACCAAACAGACGAACAAGCUUGGGUUGACACUAUUAAAUCUGUAAGCGAUGGGGAAACUGUGAGAAUCAGUACCAUGGAUUGGCUUGGUCAAUCGGAAUACGCAACACAAACGGUUUACUGGUCAGCUUUAUCCACAGCAAUUUCAGAGGUUGUUUUCUCGAAGCAUGCAAAAGUGAAGAUACUUGUAGCGUACUGGGCGCAUUUUAUCAGCAACACAGAUCAAUAUUUGAAGUCACUUCUAUACGCUAAUAAUUUAUGCUCUUCGUCACCAUACAACAAUUGUUCUGGGAAGAUUGAGAUCAAAUACUAUAUGGUUCCAGGUUUUAAUUCGACUGGGCCUGCCAUUAGUAAUGGGUCGAGUACAGGAUAUAAAUAUCCUGGUUACACUCGAGUGAACCAUGGAAAAUACGCAGUUAGUGACAAGCGAGCACAUAUUGGGACCAGUAAUUUGAUGUGGGAUUACUUUUACGCAACGGUUGGUGUGAGUUUUGGGACGUAUAAUCCAGCAAUUGUGUUGCAGCUUCAGCAGAUAUUUGAUGCUGACUGGGAUUCUCCUUAUGCUGUUCCGGUUCAACCAUUGCAGGAUGGACAUGCGUUUUCAAGCUGAGGUGAUGAAAUAUACCGAAUAAAACAUGCAAUGUGCACUAGGGAUUUGUUUUUGUAUUUUUCUUUAUAUUAUAUUUGUUUGUUAUUAUAGAUGACUGAAUUUUCUCAAUCUGUAACAAGCAUUCCAUAGGUUAGUCCCAAUUGAAAUAUAUCCCUUUGUAGUUGAAUUCUUUGUCCAAUUUCCCCCAAAAGACUUGAAAGAUCA
Molecule: messenger RNA, 1793 nt
Organism: Helianthus annuus (common sunflower)
Lineage: Eukaryota; Viridiplantae; Streptophyta; Magnoliopsida; Asterales; Asteraceae
Product: phospholipase D Z
Exons: 7
Coding region: 45-1589 (514 amino acids)
Molecular function (GO): catalytic activity
Source: RefSeq, a predicted model, not a curated record